Messenger RNA from Loxodonta africana (African savanna elephant), 3827 nucleotides. It is a transcript of the gene RBP3, whose product is annotated as retinol binding protein 3. Gene Ontology annotation, molecular function: serine-type peptidase activity; retinol binding. Gene Ontology annotation, biological process: proteolysis. Gene Ontology annotation, cellular component: cone matrix sheath. The coding region runs from base 12 to 3827 and encodes 1271 amino acids. NCBI's taxonomy places the organism in Eukaryota, Metazoa, Chordata, Mammalia, Proboscidea, Elephantidae. The record is from RefSeq and is a predicted model, not a curated record. The transcript has 4 exons.
UAAAGCAGAGCAUGGUCUUGUGGAUGGUUGCGGGGGUGGGGUUUGUGCAGGACCCAGCCCUCCUCUUGAUCCUCAUGAGGGGACAAUGGAUCCUGUUCUUGUCUACCCUACUCUGUGGUCUGGCUGGCCCUGAGCACCUGUUCCAGCCAAGCCUGGUGCUGGACAUGGCCCAGGUACUCCUGGAUAACUACUGUUUCCCAGAGAACCUCAUGGGAAUGCAGGAAGCCAUUGAGCAGGCUAUCCGGAGCCGUGAGAUCCUGAGCAUCUCAGACCCCCAGACGCUGGCUGGCGUGCUGACAGCCGGGGUGCAAAGCUCCCUGAAUGACCCUCGCCUACUCAUCUCCUAUGAGCCCAGCACCCUAGAGGCUCUGCAGCCAGCCUCAGCACCCACCAACCUCACGGAAGAAGAAAUGCUCAGUGAGCUGCAGACAAGCAUGAGCUACAAGGUUCUGGAGGGCAACGUGGGCUACCUGCGGGUAGACAACAUCCCAGGCCAGGAGGUGCUGAACCAGCUGGGGGGCUUCCUGGUGACUCACGUCUGGAAGCAGCUUAUGGGCUCCUCUGCCUUAGUGCUGGACCUGCGACACUGCACAGGGGGCCAUGUCUCCAGCAUCCCUUACCUUAUUUCCUACCUGCACCCGGGCGGCACCGUGCUGCACGUGGACACCAUUUACAACCGCCCCUCCAAUACGACUACGGAGCUCUGGACCUUGCCCCAGGUGCUGGGGGAGAGGUAUAGCGCCGACAAGGAUGUGGUGGUCCUCACCAGUGGCCACACCAGGGGCGUGGCCGAGGACAUCGUCUACAUCCUCAAGCAGAUGGGCAGGGCCAUCGUGGUGGGCGAGCGGACUGAGGGUGGUGCCCUGGACCUCCAGAAGCUGAGGAUAGGCCACUCUGACUUCUUCCUCACUCUGCCUGUGUCUAGGUCCUUAGGGCCCCUGGGCGGGGGAAGCCAGACAUGGGAAGGCAGUGGGGUGCUGCCCUGUGUAGGAACUCCGGCAGAGGAGGCCCUGGAAAAAGCGCUGGCCAUCCUCACGCUACGGCGCGCCCUGCCGCAGAUCAUCCGGCGGCUGCAGGAGACCCUGCAGGACUAUUACACACUGGUGAGCCGAGUGCCCACCCUGCUGCACCUCCUCGCCACCAUGGACUUCUCCGCCGUGGUCUCGGAGGAGGACCUGGUUGCCAAGCUCAACGCCGACCUGCAGGCGGUGUCUGAGGACCCCAGACUCCUGGUGCAGGCCCUCAGGCCCAGGGAAAACUCUCCUGAGCCUGAGCCGGAAGCCGACGGAGCCCCAGGGGCAGCCCCCAUGGUGCCUGAGGAUGAGGCUGCUCAGUGUGCUCUGGUGGAGUCCGAGUUCCAGGUGUCGGUGCUGCAGGGUAACGUGGGCUACCUGCGCUUCGACAGGUUUGCAGACGUGUCCGUUCUGGAGAUGCUGGGUCCACACAUCUUGCGCCAGGUGUGGGAACCCCUGCAGGACACGGAGCACCUCAUCAUGGACCUGCGCCACAACCCCGGGGGGCCCUCCUCCGCCGUGCCCCUGCUGCUGUCCUACUUCCAAGGCCCCGAGGCCGGCCCCGUGCGCCUCUUCACCACCUACGAUCGCCGCACCAACCGCACACAGGAGCACUUUAGUCGCGCGGAGCUGCAGGGCCAGCGCUAUGGCAGUCAGCGCGGUGUGUACCUGCUCACCAGCCACCGUACAGCCACGGCCGCUGAGGAGUUUGCCUUCCUGAUGCAGUCUUUAGGCUGGGCCACGCUGGUGGGUGAGAUCACAGCGGGCAACCUGCUGCAUACGCACUCCGUGCCCCUGCUGGAGACGCCCACUGGCAGCCUGGUGGUCACCGUGCCCAUGCUCACCUUCAUAGACAACAAUGGCGAGUGCUGGCUGGGCGGCGGCGUGGUUCCCGACGCCAUUGUGCUGGCCGAGGAGGCCCUGGACCGUGCGCUGGAGGUGCUGGACUUCCACCGGAGUCUGGGUGCUUUGGUGGAGGACACAGGGCACCUGCUGGAGGCCCAAUACGCCCGGCCGGAGGUGGUGGAGCAGACCCGGGCCCUGCUUCGGCAGAAGCUGGCACGAGGGGCCUACCGCACAGCCGUGGACCCUGAGUCACUGGCCUCCCAGCUCACAGCUGACCUGCAGGAGGUGUCUGGAGACCACCGUUUGCUGGUGUUCCAUAGCCCCGGGGAGCUGGUGGCUGAGGAGGCGCCCCCGAUGCCGCCUGCUGGCCCUUCUCCGGAGGAGCUCUCCUACCUCAUCGAGGCCCUGUUCAAGACGGACAUACUGCCCGGGCAGCUGGGCUACCUUCGAUUUGAUACCAUGGCCGACCUGGAGACGGUGAAGGCCAUUGGGCCACAGCUGAUGCAGCUAGUGUGGUCCAGGCUGGUGGGCACGGCCGCACUGGUCAUUGACCUGCGCUACAACCCCGGCAGCUACUCCUCUGCCGUGCCGUUGCUCUGCUCUUACUUCUUUGAGGCAAAACCCCGCCGGCACCUCUAUUCAGUCUUUGACAGAGCCACCUCUCAGGUGAUUGAAGUGUGGACACUGUCCCAGGUUGCUGGCCAGCGCUACAGCUCCCCCAAGGACCUCUAUGUCCUGGUGAGCCACAGCAGUGGCUCUGCAGCAGAGGCCUUCUCCCAUGCCAUGCAGGACCUACAGCGGGCCACCAUCAUCGGGGAGCCCACGGCUGGGGGGGCUCUCUCUGUGGGCAUCUACCAGGUAGGCAGCAGCCCCCUAUAUGCUUCCAUGCCCACGCAGACAGCCCUGAGCGCCACCACAGGCCAAGCCUGGGACCUGGCUGGUGUGGAGCCUGACAUCAUUGUGCCUGUGAGCGAGGCUCUCUCCACAGCCCAGGACAUUGUGGCCCUGCGUGCCAAGGUGCCCACGGUGCUGCAGACAGCUGGCAAGCUGGUAGCUGAUAACUAUGCCUCGCCCGAGUUGGGCGCCAAGAUGGCUGCGCAACUGAGCCAACUACAGAGCCACUAUGCCACCGUGACCUCGGAACGGGCCCUGGCUGAGAUGCUGGGGGCUGACCUACAGAUGCUGUCCAGGGACCCACACCUGAAAACUGUCUACAUCCCCGAGGAUGCCAAGGACCACAUUCCCGGGAUUGUACCCAUGCAGAUUCCUUCCCCUGAAGCCUUUGAAGACCUGAUCAAGUUUUCUUUCCACACGAACGUGUUUGAGGGCAACCUCGGCUACCUGAGGUUCGACAUGUUUGGAGACUGUGAGCUGCUCUCCCAGGUCUCCGAGCUGCUAGUGGAGCAUGUGUGGAGGAAGGUUGUGCACACGGACGCCAUGAUUAUUGAUAUGAGGUUCAACAUCGGUGGCCCUACCUCCUCCAUCUCUGCCCUGUGCUCCUACUUCUUUGACGAAGGCCCUCCAAUUCUGCUGGACAAAAUCUACCAUCGGCCCAACAAUUCUGUCAGCGAAAUCUGGACCCACACCCAGCUUGCAGGUGAACGCUACGGCUCCAAGAAAACCGUGGUUAUCCUGACCAGCCGUGUGACGGCUGGUGCUGCAGAGGAGUUCACAUACAUCAUGAAGAGGCUGGGCCGGGCCCUGGUCAUCGGAGAGGUGACCAGUGGUGGCUGCCAGCUGCUGCAGACCUACCACGUAGAUGACACGCACCUCUACAUCACCAUCCCCACAGCCCGCUCAGUGGGGGCCUCAGAUGACAGCUCCUGGGAAGGGGUGGGCGUGACACCCCACCUGGUGGUCCCUGGAGAAGUUGCCCUCACCAGAGCCAAGGAGAUGCUCCACCACUCUCUGCAGAUGGUGAGGCUAAACGCAGGCCUGCAGGGCCACAGGAGAGGCCUCGGUGGAUAG